AUGUUGCUGCCACAGCAGCAGCACCACCAAAAGCAGCGACUGACAGCCAAAAAAAAUGGAUUGUGGCCUGGAGCCUGCGGACCUGUAACGUCCACGCGUUCUAGAACAUAUCACAUGAUAAUCUUCAUGCAUCACUCCAACGUCAGCAACAUGUUGCUGCUGCUGCUGCUGCUGUUGCUGUUGCACCGGAAGCAUUUUAUUGCCCGUUCGCGAUUCGCCUGCGCUGAUUAUUCGCGGGCAAUCGUAAAUCCCGCUUUUGUGGGGGGCACGCGCGAUCUUGCAACAGUUGCUGCAACAUUGGGAGCAGGUAGCUGCAAGUCAAGGAGGUGCGAAAUGGCAAAACGCCCGCUGGCAUUGAAUUACCAGACAAAGUGUGGCCAGCCCCGAACAUUAGAUGAUGUUGCCACGGAUCGCGCAGGUCAACAGCAGCAGCAGCAACAGCAGCAGCAAUCCGAACGUGUUGCUGAUACAAUUUGCUUGAUAGGCGCACAUUUUUACGCUUCAGCGCGGCUCAGCUCGUGCUAUCUGUGCGAAAUCUAA
Messenger RNA from Drosophila rhopaloa, 540 nucleotides. RefSeq lists its product as uncharacterized. The transcript is spliced from 3 exons. NCBI's taxonomy places the organism in Eukaryota, Metazoa, Arthropoda, Insecta, Diptera, Drosophilidae. The record is from RefSeq and is a predicted model, not a curated record. Bases 1 to 540 code for a protein of 179 amino acids.